Molecule: messenger RNA, 5136 nt
Organism: Talaromyces stipitatus ATCC 10500
Lineage: Eukaryota; Fungi; Ascomycota; Eurotiomycetes; Eurotiales; Trichocomaceae
Product: nuclear migration protein (ApsA), putative
Exons: 3
Coding region: 1-4536 (1511 amino acids)
Biological process (GO): dynein-driven meiotic oscillatory nuclear movement; maintenance of protein location in cell cortex; microtubule cytoskeleton organization
Cellular component (GO): mitochondrion; cell cortex
Molecular function (GO): phospholipid binding; tubulin binding
Source: RefSeq, a predicted model, not a curated record
AUGGAGGAUCCAUUCGUUUCGAGCCCUGAUGGGCUGGUAGGAACUCGAGAGCCUCAUCGGUAUUCAACAUUCGAUACGCAAUUAUUCAGCCUGAGUGCCUCGUCGCCAUCCCAAGCUAAGCGGGCCCUCGAGGCGCAUUUAGCCGAGACAGAACGGAGACUGCAAGAGGCAUCGAAACUCGGCACAGCACUCGUCAAUCAACAGAGGGAGCUGACAGACAAACUUCAGGAACUGGAUCAGCAGCGAGAUGAAGGCGAGAUCACCCCAGAACUCCGGCAAAAGUUGAUCGAGUUGGAGAAGGAGUACAAUGAGAUCGGUCGCGAAAGCGCGCGUGCCUUUUUAGUUCCUAAGCGGGCAGUCAGUGGUGGGGAGAAUACUCCAGGCAUUGAUCCACGCUCCCCCGCAGCGGCUUCCGUUUUCACGAGCCAAGCUAGUGCGUCGCCAUCCAAAGUCAGCGUCCCUUCGCGCAAACAACGGAAUCAACCUUCAAGUCGUGUCCAUGAUAUUGAAUUCGCCACUGAGAUCUCAACCUCCCUUCUUGCGCAGGUUCGCCAACUACAGGCUCUUCUCGCUGAACGAGAAGAAUCUUUGAAGGCCGCGAACCUGGAAAAUUCCCGGCUCGAACUGGAGGCCGAAGGGUUUACACAGAGAAUUCGCGCCCUUGAUGAGAGCGAGCAACGUUACAAGGAUGAAAAUUGGAGCUUGGAAACUCAGAUGCGCGAACUAGCGGCAGCAGUCAGAGAUUCUCAAGAGCGCGAAACAAAACUUACCAGUGCAUUGAGCUCUCUAACAGCUGAGAAGGCGGGUAUCGAACGUGAGGUGGAGGAGUUGAAGCAGGCUCAUGGAAAGCUGUUGGAGGAGCAGACUGCUACACAGAAGGCGCAUGACUCUGAAGCAAACCUGUUGCGGAGGAAUUUGACCAGUGGAGAUGCGGAACGAGUUGUUCUUCAAGCCAAAGUAGAGGAAUUGACAUCUCAGAACCAAGAACUCGCCAGGGCUGUUGCAUCCAUGCGUAAUAGACAUAUGGAGGCCGAAACGCCUCGUCCCCGAUUGCAUGACGCCGAGGAUACAAUGCCAGAACAAGAUAGUCCCGAAAGCUCACCACCUCCAUCGCCCAAUAAGCAGACGCCAAGACACGGUCAUCUCGAAACAGAGACCUUAAGAAGCUCCUUGGGUCAUGCUCACCGUAUGAUACAAAACCUCAAGAGCAAUAUUCAUCGUGAGAAGACGGAGAAAAUCGAGCUCAAGCGAAUGCUUCAAGAAGCUAGGGAUGAAUUAGAGACUCGCCGACGCGAAAACAAUCCUCCCGGAAGUGGUACUAAACGCCAGAGGAUCAAACCCGAUACCUUCAAAAAGCCGCUUCCUCGCUCCGACCUUCUUGGGCCUAGCAGAAGGGGUCGCACUGAGAUCACCUUGGAAGAAUCAGACUGGGAGGAUCAUACGAGUGAAGCAAGCCCAACGCGCACGGUUCGCGGCAAGCGUUCUCCACAACAUGGAACUGAUCUCAGCGAUGUCUAUCAAACCGCUGCCGAGACCGAUGAUGCUUUCGAGACUGCCCAUGAACGUGAAACCACUACGGAAAGCGAGGCCUUCCAGACUGGUGCUGAGAGCUUGGCUGAAGAUAGCAAUGCGGAUCUUACUGAAACCGAGAUAACGAGAACUCCUCGUCAAGCAGUAACUCGUCCCAAGAAAGUUCCCUCUCAGCUUUUCAAUUCAAGGGCUGGUGAUAACCUUUCUUAUUUGAGCACCGCGUCUACCUCGGAUGACGAUAGCGAAACCGUUCACACGCCGAUACAGUCGCAACGUAAUCGUGUCAGAGUUAGCCGCGGCGGGUUCCGGCGAAUUCGACCAUCUGGAGAGGCUCCAAUGGCGUCUUCCAUCAAUGAAGUUUCCAGCACCCAUAAUUCGCCAGCUAGUUCAUUCCAGCAUGAGAACGCAAUUCCCAUGGGCCAGAGCUUAUUUGCAGAACUCGAGGAACUCGGCAGUCCUGGCAGUGAUGGCGAUUUCGGCACUCCUAUACGCUCGACAAAUGUCAUAUCUCAGCCAUCCACUCCGCUUCAAAAUCUGGUUAGGCGAGCGUCUCAAGCAUCGAUGCCUCUGAGACCCACGAUGGUUGAUUCAUCUACCAUGACGGACGCUUGGGAGCCCGAGUCUGUUCCUGUCCCAGUCCCUGAACCAGUUGCAACCAAUGAAAAGUCAAUUGAGACAUAUUCGCCAGACCGCGUGGAUUCGUCCACUCAGUACACACCUUCAAAGCCAUUCAUGGGAGCAAAUGGCGAGCAUCAAACCGCUUUCCCAACUCCACCGAAGACAAUAUGGGACGAAUCCGCAACAGCUGAAGACAGAGCCAUUGACGUGCGCGAGGUGCAGAAUCCUCCGGUAUAUGAACUGGAUUUCUCAAGCAUCAAUGCUAUAGAGACAACUCCAGUUACACCUCUCACUCCUGAACUCACGUUAUCAGCUAUACUUGAUCAAUCCACUGAACCUGUAGCGGCGGAUAUAUUCGAGCCACCAGAAACUCUCAUUACCGAGAAUGUCGAGGAAAGUCAACCUAUACAGUUGUCGCUUUCACCGAUAUGUAGCGAGCAUUCUCAACCAGUCGCCUUCGUACUGCCUCCUGCUGAAGCCGCUCCCGUUCCUCAAUCUGAGCCGGAGAUACUUGUCACGCCUCCCCAGUUGUCUUUGUCUUCGAUCCACUUCACGCACACUGAGCCUUUAGCUUUGCCAGAAAAACCACAUCCUGCAAUUCCUCUGCUGUCAAUUGCUUCAAUUCAAUCCCUGGAGACUCUUCCGGUUGACCCUGUCAUCCCCCCCCCCGUGUUGGCACCAGUUCCUCCUGCCGAAAUUUCAUCAGAACCACCUAGAUCUGCUGUACAGCUGGACGGUACUGACCCGAAGCUCAACAAGCAGCCAUCUAUCAUUUUUGUGUCUGAAGAUGCAACAAGUCAACCUCAGCACCAAGUGGAUCUCGAGAACCAUGCGAAGGAGCAAACACCUCCUUUGAACAAUAUUUCUGGAAACAGCACUUCUCGUGAGAGGCGCCCAAGCAUUGUAGAACACGCUGAUCAAGCCUGCCAGACGACUGUGUCAGGUAAACUGAUUGAUCAGUUACUCUUGGACCGCAAGGCUGCUCGCCCUUUUACACCAUCAGAGCCAGGAUCGAUUUCUGGUAUGGAUUCAACGUUCAAUUCUCCUGGUGCAACGCCAAAGGCCAGAACUCCUAUUAUUGAAGCUGGCACGAUACCAACGGCACAGUCGACUCCUAAACGGCCUAGCAGCGCCACAAGUGCGAGAAGAGGUUCUUCUUCAAGUCUUCGCCCGCCGCUACCAGCAGAUCACAAACAGCUUAUUGCUGCAGCUCAAAAUGCUCAAGGCACAACUGGUACAAUGGGCCCUCCCCUUGCUCCCGCAUCAGUGUAUAAAAACAACAUACGUCCCAGAACCCCCGGUGAGAGCGUCGCUCCUCCUGCAUCGGUUCGUGCAAGGUCGGGACGUGAAAGCCAAGCGUCCACUCGGAGAUCCUCAUUGUCUUCGUUUGUUUCUGAAGUUGAGGCUAGAUUGGACCCUAACAGAGAUGUGUUGCCUCAGGGUAUCCGGCCUGGUACAGACCCUCGCAUGAUUCAAGCUAUCACGCAGACGAUGAUUGGAGAGUAUCUUUGGAAAUAUACCCGCAAGGCCGUGUCGGGAGAAUUGUCUAGUUCACGCCACCGUCGUUACUUCUGGGUUCAUCCCUACACUCGUACGCUUUACUGGAGUGAGCAAGAUCCGCAACAUGGAACCAAACAUGAAAGUAAAGCCAAGAGCGUUGCUAUCGAAGCUGUUCGUGUAGUCACAGAUGACAAUCCUUAUCCUCCUGGAUUACAUCGCAAGAGUUUGGAGGUUCUUACACCUGGACGUCGCAUCCGAUUCACCGCUGCCACGAGCCAAAGGCACGAGACAUGGUAUAAUGCUCUGUCGUAUCUCCUUCUCCGAACCGAUGAUGAGGACCAAUCAGUUGAAAUCACCGCAGAGGAUGUGGAUGAGUUCAACCCAGGGAUGCGAAGCACAUCACGCCAAACAGGACCUAGAAUGUCUGUGUCCUCAUACCAAAGUAUAAGGACUAACACAUCAAAACCACGUGCCGGAUCAUCGCUAUCAGUUCGCCCUGCUGCGACUCCUGGUCGUGUGUCGCCCGCGCCGAGCUCGCUGCAAAACUCUACCCUCCGCCAAGAUCAAUAUCGACAGAGUACAUCAUCUCGCAUAAGUAGUGUGUUCAAUGCGACCAUUCGAGGGUCUUUUGCCAGCCGAAGAGGCAGACACACCCCUGUCCAGGCUGACAGUAUGUACGAUAAUAGCGCGGAGCAUGAUAGUGCCGAGGAUCUCCGACAGGUGAUUGAGCGGCAAGAACGUGAAUCUGAUCGCUUGGAGAAUGUCCGUGCAUGCUGCGAUGGCAAGCACGAUGUGGGAUCCCUUUCAAGAACAAGUCGAUUCAGUCCUGGACUGAAACGUCUAUCGAAUUCAUAUAGCCCCCACCACUAUCACCAUCAUCACAAUUAAUGUAUCGAGCCAUACUCGUCGAUUGGUGAUUGGUCAUCAGAUCCAGAAUACUGGACGUUCCCGCUAUAUAUUGUGGUCAACGAGUUUCCUUUGUGCGAGCAUUCGACCCCCGAAUGCAAUUUGCUUGGGUUUUGGGUUCUUAGUUCAUUGUUUCAGAUACGGACGGAGUUGAAUCGUUGUUUUAGCGCUUCAAAAAUAUGUGCAGGGUAUCUAUCAGCUUAUACAUUUCCGCUCUUUUGUUUGAACCCCUAUUGUUAUUAAUGUGUCUGACCGGCAACCGGGCGGUACCUUUGAUUUAUAUGGUACCUGACCUCUUUGGAAGUGGUCUUCCGUAUGUCAAUUGCUGACAUCGAUGCCCGGAUGCAUGUUACUAUUCUUAUUGAACAUUGCCGAUGUCCUCUUUCUUUUCGUUUCUAAUGCUGAAGCUCUCUCUCUUUUUGUUUUGUCAUCGAAGUUACUUUACUUUCGAUUUGUUAGAACGGCCGUCAAUCAUUCAUUUUCUUACUAUUGAUUGUAUCAUCCUGUCCUCGUUAUUAUUCUUUUGUCCAUUAGUCUAGGCAGGGACACUGAUACAAGUAAUUACGAAGCUUCUUGGUCCGG